Molecule: messenger RNA, 668 nt
Organism: Contarinia nasturtii (swede midge)
Lineage: Eukaryota; Metazoa; Arthropoda; Insecta; Diptera; Cecidomyiidae
Product: CDGSH iron-sulfur domain-containing protein 3, mitochondrial
Exons: 4
Coding region: 126-539 (137 amino acids)
Cellular component (GO): intracellular membrane-bounded organelle
Molecular function (GO): 2 iron, 2 sulfur cluster binding
Source: RefSeq, a predicted model, not a curated record
CGGUCUCUGUCGCUCGACACACAAGAAUUUUAUUUUUUAUUUUUAUCUUUCAAGCAAGUUGUACCAGUUGUAAAUUGACAACGGAUAUUGAUAACAAAAAAAAUAGAAAAAAUAAAAACAAUAAAAUGUUGAAAAUGUUACAAAUUCGAAAAUUCAAUAAAUUACCCACAGUUUCAGCGUUUCGCCACUAUGCAUCGUCAAAAAGUGGAGAUGAUUUGAUACCAAAGAAUGUUAUCAAUUCUCCCGUGGUUACUCACCAGCCAAACGGUCCAAUCAUUGAUAAUAAACCAUAUAAAAUAGCACUAAAAGCAGGUAAAAUAUACUCAUGGUGCAUGUGUGGCCAAUCAAAGUCGCAGCCACUUUGUGAUGGAACCCAUAAAUACGUUCCUUUUAAAAUAAAAGAAAGGCCGGUCCGAUUUCAAGUGGAAAAGGAUGGAGAAUAUUGGAUUUGUAUGUGCCGGCAAACUAAGCAUCGUCCAUUUUGCGAUGGAACGCACAAGGAGAAGCAUAUACAAGAGAAAAAUGUCCGAUUUUUCUAGACGUCAAUCUAAAUUCGACGGAAAUAUGAAAAUCUAGUUAUAUAUUUGAUUCAAUUGUUGUAACAAUUUUUAGCUAAAAUAAAUUGAAACACAUGUCAAUGGCGUAACAUUUUACGUUCUCUAAAACAA